AUGUGGCCGAGAUUGGUAGUUAACAAGAUCCUUAGAAAGAGAAUGGGAAGCAACAACUUUGUCGCAGAUUUUCCAAGCAACACAGAAGCUAGCUUGCUUGAAAUUUCAAACUUGGGUCAACCAUCUUUGAGCGUUGACACCAUCUUUAAUCAUCACAAGAACACACACAACUACAAAGUUUUCGUUAGCACGUGGAAUGUUGGUGGGAUUGCACCAAGUGAAGAUUUGGAUAUGGCGGCUUGGCUAGACACCACCCAAAUCAGUGACAUCUAUGUUCUUGGGUUUCAAGAGAUUGUGCAGCUUAAAGCAUCGAAUGUUCUUGGUUCAGAAAACAGUAAGAUUUCCAUGAAAUGGAAUUCCUUGAUUAGACAAGCAUUGAACAAGAAGAUCGAAUGCUAUGAAAGGGCUAUAGAAAGCAGCAACAUUCUUCAAGACUUUCGCUGCAUCAUUAGCAAGCAAAUGGUUGGAAUAUUAAUAUCAGUUUGGGUUCGAAGCAAUCUUCGUCCUUACAUUCGGCAUCCUAGUGUCUCUUGCGUUGGCUGUGGCAUCAUGGGUUGCCUAGGCAAUAAGGGUUCUGUGUCAGUUAGAUUUCGGUUACAUGAAACAAGCUUCUGCUUUUUGUGCAGUCAUCUAGCAUCAGGGGGUAGAGAAGGGGAUGAAAAAUAUAGAAACUCAGAUGUAGCCGAAAUCUUAUCGCGAACAAGCUUCCCUAGAGGCGCUUCACUUGAUUUGCCAAGAAAGAUUCUAGAUCACGAUCAUGUGAUUUUGCUUGGAGAUUUGAACUAUAGAAUUUCACUACCUGAAGAAACAACUAGAUUAUUGGUGGAUAGAAAAGAAUGGGAAGCCUUAUUAGAAAAUGAUCAGCUGAGGAUGGAGCUCAUGAAUGGUCAAGCAUUUGAAGGUUGGCAUGAAGGAAUAAUCAAAUUUGCUCCUACUUACAAGUAUUACCCUAAUUCUAAUGUAUACUUCGGCUGCAAGGAAGGCAAAAAAAGCGAAAAAUGGCGGGCUCCGGCAUGGUGCGACCGGAUAAUUUGGUACGGGGAGGGAUUAAAGCAACAUUUGUAUGCUAGAGGUGAAGAAAACUUGUCUGAUCAUAGACCAGUUAAGGCAAUAUUUUCUGCUGAAGUUGAGGUUCUGCAAACAUUAAAAGGACUUCAACAAUUCUUCUUAUCGGAGAGAUUAAGCUUCAAGAUAUAA
Hevea brasiliensis (rubber tree) is the source of this 1197-nucleotide messenger RNA. Its product is annotated as type IV inositol polyphosphate 5-phosphatase 9. Lineage: Eukaryota; Viridiplantae; Streptophyta; Magnoliopsida; Malpighiales; Euphorbiaceae. The transcript is spliced from 9 exons. Gene Ontology annotation, biological process: phosphatidylinositol dephosphorylation. The record is from RefSeq and is a predicted model, not a curated record. Gene Ontology annotation, molecular function: inositol-polyphosphate 5-phosphatase activity; phosphatidylinositol-3,4,5-trisphosphate 5-phosphatase activity; phosphatidylinositol-4,5-bisphosphate 5-phosphatase activity. The coding region runs from base 1 to 1197 and encodes 398 amino acids.